Molecule: messenger RNA, 963 nt
Organism: Ostertagia ostertagi
Lineage: Eukaryota; Metazoa; Nematoda; Chromadorea; Rhabditida; Trichostrongylidae
Source: the annotation of a GenBank genome assembly
AUGGAUACAAGUCAGUUGAUGAACUCUACUUUAGAUUUUGCUCUGUUCUAUAUUGAUGCUUCUCAGAAUUGGUCCCCUCCCGGUAUUCGAGUUACAAGAGGCAGCAGUACUCCUUACACAUCAAAAAUCUGUUCGACCAAAAAUCUCGGCUUUUUCGAAAACUUCAUAACCCCCUCUCCAAUACCCUUUAUAGGAAAGGGUAGGAUUAAAGCCAGCCCCAAGCCUACAUCUAUGGUUGAUGAAAACGAUCACGCUUUGAACUCAGAUAAAGAAAUAGCCACGUCUUUUGGGGGGUAUUUCGCCAACGUGUUCUCUCAAUGGAAGCAGUGCGCUGUUCCAGUUGCACCAAAUAACGAACCUCCUGAUCUCGAAAGAUCUGAUAGCUUCCCAGACUUGUUUAUUCAUCCUUGGCAUGCACUAAGAACUAUGAAAAAAUUGAAGUCCACUUCUUCUGCAACGUAUGAUGGCAUACCCCAGGUUGUGUUUCGAAGAUGUUGUCAUGCCCUUCAGUAUCCAAUUGCUUUCAUUCUGAAUGCGCCAUUACUUUACGGGGAAUGGCUUUCCCCAAGGGGGAGCUCUUUCCCAUUACUCUUUCUACUGUAUACGGCGGGCCUACCAGAGUUUCUCAAGGUGCACCCUAGAGUCGAAAUAAAAAUGUUCGCGGAUGAUAUCCGAAUCUAUUGUGCUUAUAGCAGUAAUGAGCAAGUGGAAGCACAUCAAAGCUUGAGUUUGUCUAUCCAAAAGAUGCUGGAUUGGUCCGACAAGUGGGAACUCCCAAUCAACUUAUCGAAAACAAUACAUCUACACCUAGGCCCUUGCCCAUCGAUACCAUUUCGGAUCUCUGGUGUCUCAAUAAGGAGUGAGCGUUCAGUGAACGAUCUGGGAAUCACCGUCGAUGACUCUCUAACUUUUAAUAGCCAUAUUUCCAUGGUUGCAAAAAAGGCUCUUACAUCGCUCUUCAGA